AAUGAAUGGGCGGCCGGCAACGGCAACAGCAACAGCUGAUUGAUGUUGAGUUUGGCGUUUGACCGGCAGAUCACACCGUGCUUGGCCUGUGCCGUCGUCGAUCGUGAUAAUUUGCUGCGGGGAAAAAUACCAAACAAGAAGAGAGAAAACUCUUUGAGAAAGAAUAACGAAAGAGGAUUCAAAGGAAAGACUCCCUGUGUAGGGCCUUAGUGAUAAUACCAGCAAAAAUUUCGCUUUUCUCGACGUCAUUUCAAGGCGCGGGCGUUGAAUCAUAGCGGCCUCAAGUUUGUUCAUUUAUUUUUGGGUGAUAUCAAAGCAUGAUAAUCAGGGUUCAAGAAAGAUUUGCAAGAUGCCACGGUUCAUUGAUGAUUCAUCAGAAUUCCCUGGUGCACAGCUUCCGCAUCAAAGAAGUUCAAUUGAGUCAGAAGAUGACCUCCUCAGCAGUGUGGAUGUGGCUGAGGUGGUUGAUCAACCUGGAGAAGAUUUGCUGAGUACUGCUGCAGUUUUACGAUAUUGCAAAUUCAGAAUUUUAAGACCCUACACACGUCUCCUAGCUGCUAUGGGCCUAAGACCAUUAACUUUAGAGCCAACAGAGUCUCGUUGUCUUAGCAUCUUGGGUCACCUCCAUUUGAUUCAAGCGUUGGCAUUUAUGUGUAUGGGAUACCUGUUGCAGUACAUGAGCUGCUUUCGGAGAGAUCGAGGCUUUUGUUAUAAAGCUAAGCCCACUUUUGCACGAUCAGUUGCUGAUGUAGUGAAGUCUCAUGAUCAGGUAUGCUAUGGCAGUCUGGUGUUCAGUUAUGUGCUUCCAAGCCUCCUCCACCUGGCGGGCUAUGUCUAUGCUUUAUGGCUGUUUCGAAUUCGUGAAAAUGAGCAACUACAGAAUCUUAUGGAGAGGGCAUUUCUUCUGUCAUCUGGUCCCAACAAUGGUCCAUCUAGCCAACGAUAUUUGGUACGCAUACUGUGGCUCUUUAUUGGCCUUAGCAUUGUUUGGGUUGGAUUAUCCCUUGUUGCGGUCACCAUCAUGAUGCUGGAUGGAUCUGUGAUAUUCCAAUGGUUAGAACACAGUGUGCUCUUUUUUGACAGUCCCUUAGAGCUUAAGUAUGCUCUGACUGUUCUGCUUCUGUUCUCUACUCUGUGGCAUGAUAUGGUGCAAGCAACAAUAACAGCAAGUUAUUGCCUUCAAAGCCAACUUUUAACAUCACAUCUCUAUUUCCUACGGAAGAAGCUUUUACAACACAAUUUGCAGCCUUUGGAUUUUAUGAGGGAAAUAAAUGAGUUUCAAAAUUUACUUGAGUAUUUGAAUGAAGAAUUGGCACCUGCUGUAUGCAUUUUCACAGUUGUCAAUUUGUCGUGGGCCUCUGCAGGUCUAAUCUGGAUUUUCAAUUAUGACUCUGUAGACAAGGAAACUCACCCCAUUGUUGUUGUUAGUGUCCUUAAUGUCAUAUUGUGGAUUCUUGCAUCUGUAGCUCCAUUCAUUCAGGCUGCUCGUUUGACAUCUGCUUGUGAGAAUACAAAACGCCUAGGACAUGACGUUCGUGUUCGUCCUUUUGUCUACUUAGACGCACCCAAUGAAGACUUGGACGCUGUGCUUUUAUUCACAUCCUCUCUUCACAUGCAAGCUAAGCUCUUUCAGGUGCCAAUCUGCGGCCGGCAUCUAUGUUUAUUAUUAGCGGGUACUGGUAUUACCAUUUUAACUUUAGGGCAAUGUCAUGUGUUUCAAUAAGACUUCAGUUUGUGCUAAAAAACAAAAUUUCAAGUCAAAACACCUUACAAGUUUUUUUUAAGUUGAUUUUAAGUAUGUUUUAGUGUUAAAUUUGAUAAGACUGUUUCUUCUUUAAAAGAGAUUUAAGAAAUUGAAUCAAUUGUGUGAUAAGUAGUUUUUAGUGAUACUUGUUAUUUGUACUGCUUACAAUGUUGUGUGUUUAUUAUUUCUAGAUCUGUGAUGUUAUUAUAGAAAUGUUGUAUCAA
This is a messenger RNA of Thrips palmi, 1968 nucleotides long. RefSeq lists its product as uncharacterized. Bases 350 to 1723 code for a protein of 457 amino acids. The record is from RefSeq and is a predicted model, not a curated record. The transcript is spliced from 9 exons. Lineage: Eukaryota; Metazoa; Arthropoda; Insecta; Thysanoptera; Thripidae.